Messenger RNA from Lathyrus sativus (Indian pea), 393 nucleotides. Lineage: Eukaryota; Viridiplantae; Streptophyta; Magnoliopsida; Fabales; Fabaceae. The record is from the annotation of a GenBank genome assembly.
AUGAAUUUUGCCUUAAUAGAUCCAAUUGCCACCUCUAGUAAAUAUUACAUGGAUAUCUAUAAACCCUCUGCGUACAUAGUGCUUGAAACAAGAUGUGAUCCCAAUAAAAUUCAUAAGAGCAUUCAAAUGUUGGGCUUUGAUGGUUAUAUGGUAAUGGAGAAUCAAGGCUUUGUUGGAGGCAUCGGUGUGGCUUGGAAAAAGGUGUAUAUUAGUAUGGAGGUUUGUGAAAAAGAUGACCAAUUCAUUCAUUUGUUCAUUCAAAACCAGGCGGGCAAAAAAUGGCACUUCACUGCCAUUUAUGCCAGCCCAAGUGAAGCCAGAAGAAUUGCUUUAUGGAGCUGUCUUAAGAGAAUAGCAGAAAAUGUUCAGGGAGCUUGGGUAUAUGGCCGAUGA